This is a messenger RNA of Trichophyton verrucosum HKI 0517, 2406 nucleotides long. RefSeq lists its product as uncharacterized. The coding region runs from base 1 to 2406 and encodes 801 amino acids. The record is from RefSeq and is a predicted model, not a curated record. Gene Ontology annotation, molecular function: phosphatidate phosphatase activity. Gene Ontology annotation, biological process: triglyceride biosynthetic process; fatty acid catabolic process. The transcript is spliced from 4 exons. Gene Ontology annotation, cellular component: nucleus. Lineage: Eukaryota; Fungi; Ascomycota; Eurotiomycetes; Onygenales; Arthrodermataceae.
AUGUUCUGCGCUGCUCGCCGGCCUCAACAUCUGCGACUUCGACGUCAACCGCAACUUCAGCUCCCAACAACCGCCGGCGUCGUCCCUGUCUUUGUCGAAUAUCCCGUCUCUCUCUCCCUCUCUUCUCUCUCUCUCUCUCUUUUUCUGCGUGCUCUCCCGGUGCUGUCUUCUUACGUUAGGAGUAUCAGCGGUUCGGUAUCUAAGACAUGGAAUUCUAUCAAUCCGGCUACCCUCAGCGGUGCCAUCGACGUGAUAGUCAUUGAGCAAGAAGACGGUCAGUCCCUUCCAGGCCCGGGUGAUACGCUGAUGCACGCAGUUGCUGACCGUCCCGAUUUCAGGAACACUCGCAUGCUCGCCGUUCCAUGUCCGUUUCGGCAAAUUCUCCCUCCUUCGGCCGUACGAGAAGAAGUCAUUCUUCAGGUCGAGUUCAGUGUCAAUGGGGUCAAGCAAGACUAUGCCAUGAAGCUCGGGGAAGGCGGGGAAGCCUUUUUCGUAUUUGAAACCACUGGUGACGUCCCAGAAGACCUGCAGACUUCACCUGUUAUAUCUCCUGCUGCUAGUCCGCAGCAGUCGCCAAAUGAGCCAAGUAACAACAGUACCCUAAACCUACAAGAACCCGAAUACCUUGACCUUACCUCAAAGUCGUCUACCCCUCCAAAACAGACCCGCGCGACAACUGAACCCCUCUUGGAUAGCGAAACUGAACGAUCCUCCCCUGUCUCGAAGAAUGUACGUGAACCAGGACAUAAGCUAGACAGAUCUCGGUCAGAUGACCUGCUGGAAGCUGGCCGUGCAAAUGGCCAGAGUGCAAACAGUUCACCACAGACGACGAGAUCCCAGAGCCCACCCCCAAUAUCCCGUCAAGAGGCAUACUCCAGAGCUAUUUCACUAUCCAAAAAGCUAUCCGGGUCGAAUAUUCCUUCCAAGGUGACUGAGAGUGGUGAUCUGAUGCUUGAUAUGACUGGAUACAAGAGUAGCGAGGACGAGGCCCUGAGAGCAGAGGUGGUUGCUCGUAAGAUCCUAGCCGAAGAGCUGGAGGGGAACUAUGAUAUCGGUGCCUUGAUUGGGGCCGACGAGCAUGGGAAUCUAUGGAUCUACAGCAGCGAAGAGGCCAAGGAGGCGGCUGGUCGGAAGGCUUCCUAUAGCGCCCUACAGCACCACAACGGUAUGGCAGAUGAUGCCGUAUCGGACCCAGGAUACCAAAGCGAUAAUGAUCAGCUAGACUACAACAACCAUCCGCAGAAACAUCACCGCUCUCAGUCAGACGCACAGUUGGAAUAUCCUACCCCGCCGCAAACCCCGACAGAUAAGCAGCCGGAAGGCGGUCGUAGUUAUGCGAAGACCUUGCGUUUAACGAGCGAUCAGCUUAAGGCACUCAACCUCAAGCCCGGUGCAAACCCGAUAUCCUUUAGUGUCAACAAGGCCGUUUGCCCCGCAACCAUGUAUUUAUGGAGCUACAAAGUUCCUAUCGUCAUCUCUGAUAUUGACGGGACCAUAACCAAGUCUGAUGCUCUUGGGCAUGUGCUGAAUAUGAUCGGCCGAGACUGGACUCAUCUUGGCGUUGCAAAGCUCUACACUGACAUUGCAAGCAAUGGUUACAACAUCAUGUACCUAACAAGUAGGUCUACCGGCCAAGCGGACACCACCCGAGCAUAUCUCAAAGGGAUUUUGCAGGAUGGAUAUAAAAUCCCCCAAGGUCCAGUGAUCAUGAGCCCUGACCGAACAAUCGCCGCACUACGGCGUGAGAUAUACCUCCGCAAACCGGAAGUAUUCAAAAUGGCCUGCCUGCGCGAUAUCCUUAGUCUUUUUGAAGGACGCCAGAACCCAUUCUAUGCCGGCUUCGGUAACCGUCUUACCGACGCACUCAGUUAUCGAUCCGUCAAUAUCCCCUCAACCAGGAUAUUCACCAUCAACUCCAACGCAGAAGUCUCACUUGAUCUUCUCAGUUUAACCAAAUAUAAGAGUAGCUAUGUGACAAUGAGGGAGCUGGUUGACCACUUCUUUCCCCCCGUCAGCACACUUGUGCAGGAAGGUGGCGAAGAGUUUACUGAUUUUACAUAUUGGAGGGACCAGCCGAGGGAGCUGGAUGAGUUUUCACUUACAGACACCGACGCCGGCUCAGACCGGGCUGACGAUGACGAUGAAUAUGAUCUUGAUCACCGCAGCGGUAUCCAUGAGACCUAUAUAUCUCGUGACUCUAUAGAGAUUUCUGGCGAUAUGAAUGAUUCUAUACAUGAUUCCGUGUACGAGGACAUGGACGACAUUUCUGAAGAAGAUGAAUACGAAGAAGAAGACGACCGGAGGAUGUCUGAUGAGGUUCCUGCAUGGUCGAACGAGGAAGAUACUGACGAUCCCGGGGUACCCAAGUCUCCCGCACGCACUCCCAGAAGUCUUCCCGUUCGCUAG